AACCGUAAACCAGUUCCAGCACUGUUCCAUAACAUCGCCGAGCAGGCGGUACCUUCUUAACUGCCGCACAUACACAUCCCGGAAGCGGUUACUCACCAUUAGCAGCAGCCAGAGCUCCGACACAGAGACCCUCACAGAGACGAACACCUCCUACUGAAGCUGCCGGGCUUCCCGACACACAGACCAUCCCAGAAAAACGAACAGACCGAAGACGUCGAUCUUAAAAAAUACUUUGCUGAGGUUUGAUAACAACUUUGAAGAUGACCUACGUCUGAGCGAACGCACCAGGAGGACCACCAGCACCGCCGCUGCCCUCUCCGCCGUCUUCCCCGCCAGCCUCCGCUGAGGGAGAAUCUACUCCACGUAUCGCUUUGACAGGACAACCGAAGACAGAGUAGAAACAAGAGACUUUCUCCACUGCGCUGCCGCCAUGGAGUCAGAAAAGAAAAUAACGUACCCGUUGUUGAUGUGUGUUGGAACUGCUGUGAUCGGCUCUCUACAGUUUGGCUACAACACUGGCGUCAUCAAUGCCCCCCAGAAGAUCAUUGAGAAAUUCAUCAAUGAGACAUGGGCCCAGCGCUACCAGGAACCCAUCACAGAAAACUCCCUAACUGCCAUCUGGUCCAUCGCUGUGGCUAUUUUUUCUGUUGGUGGCAUCAUAGGCUCCUUCUCUGUCGGACUGUUUGUCAACCGUUUUGGAAGGAAGAAGUCGAUGCUCAUGGCUAACAUCCUGUCUUUCAUCGCUUCUGCACUGAUGGGCUUUUCAAAGAUGGCGGGCUCGUGGGAAAUGCUGAUCAUUGGUCGUUUUGUGGUUGGCCUCUACUGUGGCCUCACCACAGGCUUCGUACCCAUGUAUGUGGGAGAGAUUUCUCCAACAACUCUACGAGGAGCCCUGGGCACCCUGCACCAGUUAGGCAUUGUGCUUGGCAUCCUGAUUGCACAGGUGUUUGGAUUGGAGGUAAUCUUGGGCAGCGACGACUUGUGGCCACUCCUCCUGGGAUUCAUUUUCAUCCCGGCCGUGUUUCAGUGCGUCCUGCUGCCUCUCUGCCCCGAGAGUCCACGUUUCCUGCUCAUCAACAGGAAUGAAGAGAACAAGGCCAAGUCAGUGCUUAAGAAGCUGCGAGGAACCACAGACGUGAGUGCUGACAUGCAGGAGAUGAAGGAGGAGAGUCGGCAGAUGAUGAGAGAGAAGAAGGUGACCAUCAAGGAGCUUGUACUGUCGCCCAUCUACCGCCAGCCGCUCAUCAUCGCCAUAGUCUUGCAGCUCUCCCAGCAGCUGUCUGGCAUCAAUGCUGUGUUCUACUACUCCACAAAAAUCUUUGAGACAGCUGGGGUUGAGCAGCCUGUCUAUGCCACCAUUGGUGCAGGCGUGGUUAACACAGCUUUCACUGUUGUGUCGCUCUUUAUCGUUGAGCGAACAGGACGUAGGUCUCUGCACAUGGCGGGGCUGCUGGGAAUGGCUGGGUCUGCUGUCCUAAUGACAAUAGCCUUGGCUCUGCUGGACCAGGUCAAAUGGAUGUCCUAUCUGAGCAUCGUGGCCAUUUUUGCCUUUGUGGCGUUCUUCGAGAUUGGACCUGGUCCCAUCCCGUGGUUCAUCGUGGCUGAGCUGUUCUCGCAGGGACCUCGGCCUUCAGCCAUUGCUGUCGCUGGUUUGUCCAACUGGACGGCCAACUUCAUAGUGGGAAUGGGCUUUCAGUAUGUACAGGCACAAUGUGGGCCCUACGUGUUCGUCAUCUUCACCGUGCUGCUUCUCUUCUUCUUCGUCUUCACCUAUUUCAAAGUGCCGGAGACAAAGGGCCGGACGUUUGACGAGAUCGCAUCCGGCUUCCGACAGGCGGGUGGCGCCGGCAGAGAAAAGCACUCGCCAGACGAGCUCAACAGCCUGGGAGCUGAUUCUCAGCUCUGAGCGACUGUUUCAAACUUUCUAACAAACUCUCUGUCGGACCGAGGAGGGAGCACAGAAAGGGUCUUCUGACUAGAAGUAGACAUAUACAUUGGUAGAGUUUUUUUUCCCCACACUGUCACCACAUUUUGGGCACCAGUCCCGUGAUUCUCCAACAUGAUAUUUCCUGCCGCCCCUUUUCAUGUCACACACAGAAACUCAGCGGCUCGUCUGGCAGAUGUAGAUGGAAAGUUGAGGAUAGAUGUGGAAGAUUUUGAAAAAUUUCUUUUGCAGUAAGGAAAAUAAGUGUCUGCAUCAAUCAACCAACCUUUAUUUUAUUUUAUUUUUUAAAGAAAACUGCUUUAUUUCACAAAAUAUAUUUUAUAUCUGCUUAUGCUCUGUUCUUCUAGCCUGUUACAGUACUGUCAAUUUGUUUUUAUGUGGUGAAUGAGUGCUCUAGUUUGAGAAUCAAUUCACUCUGCAAAAAAUACUUUGUGGGUCUUCAUCCUGCAACGUUGUAUCACUGUACACUUAAGCACUGUAGAUGCCGAACAGCUUGACUUUGUCUCUGUCCACCAGAGGGAGCACUCCCUUGGAGAAAAGCGCCUCUGUGCUCCCCUGAUGAAGAACAAGUUGUUUGCACCUUUUUUAAAGUUACUGAAUACUCGGUCGCACACUGAGGAUUUUAAUGAACGUAAUGAAAUAUUUUACUGUUGUGCUUCGUAUUUUACUCACAUUUGUCACACAUGUACUCCGCUUGUCGUUGGUAAGAAUGACUUGAUACUGAAUUCGAAAGAAGAAUCUGUUAAUGGUGAUGAAGACAAAGACCUUAUGGCGUGUUUUUCUGUUUCUCAGAACAGCUGAUGAGUUUCAUAUUGGGUAUAUUGGGUUUUGUAGAAGAGGAACAGUAUCUGCACAGUUUAGAACCAGAGAGCUGAACAAUGAGUAAAUCAUCCAUCUGUUUUACUGGUAAAUAGACACUGUUUGACAAAUCUGACCCACAAAACCAGAACAUUUGUGAGUUUUAAGUGCCUGUCUGAAACAAUCAUGCCUCUAUUGCCUUCAGCCUUCCAGUGUAUUACAGUUUCAGGUCAGACCGGCCUGAUCCAGACUGAAAGCCUCUAUCAGUGGGGGAUCUUUUUUGUAUUUCGUUGAAUCGAGAUUAUAUCUGGAGCCUCCAGAGUCUGUUGAUUUGGCCGGAGUGAUUUCACUUGAGCAGUAGUCACGUAACUGUUCCUCCAUGACAACCACAAAACACGCUCAGAAAGCAUGACACAUAGUUAAAAAUAAAUAACAGGGACCAAAAUGAAUGUCAUUAUUAACCCUAACCCACCCCCCGUGUUCCUUGCACUCUAUGACGUCCAAAAGGAGGUGGACGUUUGAUGCUGUGGUGUGAGGCGCACGUUGUGCCUUGUACUCUGAAUUCUGCAGUAUUUAUAUAGCUUUCUCUUUUCCAGUUGUGUACUCACUGCAGACAUAAGUUGGUGACAUAAAAAAAAGAACCAUGUAGUCUGACUCACUUGGCCUCGCUGUACAAGUCUGUGAUUGCUGUAGCACUUGUGUUUUCUCUGUAAGUGCAUCGUUUGGGGAAGUUAUCGUUUUGGCUGCACUUUAUUAUUCACAUCUUCAUCUUCAUUGAUGUUUUUUUUCCUACUUGGUGUGGAAAUGAUUACUGAAGACAGACUGAAGUACUGCUGAUGGAUUACUUGAUGGUUUUUUUUUGUUUGUUUUUUUUUAAAUGGCAAUGCACGGAACUGUCUAAUUUUUCACAUCUAUUCCAUUCGUAUAAGAGCACACUGACAUGUGUUGUGAGUCAAUGCAACAUUCAUAAUUUAAGGACUUUGAUCCAAAUCCAACCCGCUUGUUUAAAAACAUUUUUAAAUCAUUCCAUUCUUGUCAGUUUUUGUACAUAGUAGAUCUUUGUAGAAUAUAUAUUUUUUGGAUUUUUUUUCAGUGGGUCAGCUCACCUGUCCUGGAAUGCACUGUAACAUCCACUCCGUAAUAUACAAUAUUGUCACCAGCAAACCCGUGUAAAAGAUGCGUGUCCACACACACUCCCAGAGUAAUGUCUGUUGCAAAUAUCAAAAUUGUAAUUUAUGUACAUAGGUCCACAACUCUGUUUGGGCAUUUCAUUUUUAAUGUAACCUUUACCUUAUGGCACAGGUCAGUGGUCUAAACACACGGGAUGAUGUAAAUAUGAAGCACACUACAGCCUUACCCACUCCAAUAUAUGAACUAUUUAAGUUUUAGAUGGUGUGUUUAAGUAGGUAAAUGAAUUAUUAGUGCUGUAGUGCCACACUUUCUCUGACUUUUUGAUUUGAUAUCCAUGUUGUGGCUUAAUAACAAAGUAAUUUUAUUUCUGUAGUGUUUUCAUUUUAGUGCACAGAGCAUAUUCUAAUGUUUUUAAUAGUAAAAGAUCUGUGUGUAUGAUGCUGAAAUGUCAACCUUUGCUGGGGUGAAAUGUAUAAGUUGUAAUGGAUGGUCUUGUUUGAGUGGCUGAAUAAAAUAAAUCAUACAUACAGA
Messenger RNA from Solea senegalensis (Senegalese sole), 4405 nucleotides. RefSeq names its product solute carrier family 2 member 1b (gene slc2a1b). NCBI's taxonomy places the organism in Eukaryota, Metazoa, Chordata, Actinopteri, Pleuronectiformes, Soleidae. Bases 431 to 1906 code for a protein of 491 amino acids. Gene Ontology annotation, biological process: response to insulin; monosaccharide transmembrane transport. The record is from RefSeq and is a predicted model, not a curated record. Gene Ontology annotation, molecular function: hexose transmembrane transporter activity. The transcript has 10 exons. Gene Ontology annotation, cellular component: apical plasma membrane; basolateral plasma membrane.